Saccharomyces paradoxus is the source of this 633-nucleotide messenger RNA. It is a transcript of the gene VPS21, whose product is annotated as Rab family GTPase VPS21. Gene Ontology annotation, molecular function: GTP binding; GTPase activity. Lineage: Eukaryota; Fungi; Ascomycota; Saccharomycetes; Saccharomycetales; Saccharomycetaceae. The transcript has a single exon. The coding region runs from base 1 to 633 and encodes 210 amino acids. The record is from RefSeq and is a predicted model, not a curated record.
AUGAACACUUCGGUAACUUCCAUAAAGCUGGUACUGUUGGGUGAGGCAGCAGUUGGUAAAUCGUCAAUAGUCCUAAGAUUUGUAUCUAAUGAUUUCGCCGAAAAUAAGGAACCUACUAUUGGUGCGGCAUUCCUCACUCAAAGAGUUACUAUAAAUGAGCAUACUGUUAAGUUUGAAAUAUGGGACACUGCUGGACAAGAGAGAUUUGCAUCUUUAGCACCUAUGUACUAUAGAAACGCACAAGCAGCUCUUGUAGUAUACGACGUGACAAAACCACAAUCUUUUAUUAAAGCUCGCCACUGGGUUAAGGAACUACAUGAACAAGCAUCAAAGGAUAUCAUUAUUGCGUUAGUUGGUAAUAAGAUCGAUAUGCUGCAAGAAGGUGGAGAAAGAAAAGUUGCAAGGGAGGAAGGUGAAAAGCUAGCGGAAGAAAAGGGCUUGUUGUUCUUUGAAACGAGUGCAAAGACAGGAGAAAACGUUAACGAUGUAUUCUUGGGAAUCGGUGAAAAGAUACCACUGAAGAGAGCCGAAGAACAAAAUAACGCUAAUGAUGAACAUGAGUCGAACAAUCAAAGAGUGGAUUUGAAUGCCGCUAAUAAUGGGACCGGAGCAAACAGUGCUUGCAGUUGUUAG